This is a messenger RNA of Suillus discolor, 2631 nucleotides long. RefSeq lists its product as uncharacterized. The record is from RefSeq and is a predicted model, not a curated record. The annotation marks the transcript as partial. NCBI's taxonomy places the organism in Eukaryota, Fungi, Basidiomycota, Agaricomycetes, Boletales, Suillaceae. The transcript has 6 exons.
AGCAAGCAAAUAACAACCAUAGUUGACAAGUCUGGAGUACACACCCACAAAAUCAAGUAUUGCAGGUGCGCCGAUGCGCCGACUGCUGAUAUUCAGCUCUGCCAGAUGGGUUUGUUUCCGGCGUCCUUCGCCCAACCCAAGACUGCCUUCACAUUUCAGGUCCUUGACGACUUUUUGCUGGACAACUUGGAGUGUGGGACAUCAGCAAUGAAUUAUUAUAAUAAGCUCAGGAGGAUGACCACAUCUGUCUUUCCUCAUCUUGUGCCGGACCGUUACCGCGAGCUAAUGAGGGUGGCUAGGCAGUGGUGGCAGCUCCAGCUGUUAAAAUGGAACGGCUUCGGCCAUGAGUCCAAAGAUAGGAAACCUGGAGAUCUUGCUCUCCUCUGUCCAGCAUGUCCCCAGCCAGGCAUCAAUGUGACAUUGCCCCCUGAAGAUGAGCAAGAGGAAACCAACUCUGAAUCUGAACUGCCAAAGCCCAGUUGGCUGUAUUCCAGAUCCCUGGUCAUGGAUGGCAACUUCAAAGUGGAGCACCUGUAUGCGGCGAAUCCUAUGGAUAAAGUCUCCCUGAUGGAUGGUCGUGCCUUUAUGGUCGGCGAUGGCGCCUACAAGGCACAUCUUGCACAGGCAAAUGAUGCUGUUCAGUGGUCCGAAUGCAACAAUCAUUGUGCUGUAAAUCAAGCAAAUGCAACCCGGCAUAGGCUAGAAGCAACCGGCAUUGGCGGGUGUGCCUGUGCAAGGCAUGGUUGCUUCGUUCCACAUGCGAUGGUCGAUUUUCAGAAGGGAGAAAGGCAGAUGAACAUGGACUAUGCUUUGUGCGAGGCAUUGAAACACAACACCGGCAGCAUUCGGCGUGCACUGACAUUCUAUGAUAUAAACUGCCAGUAUCACAAAUAUCUCAGGGAUCGGGUAUCAGACAGCUCUUUCUUAGAGCUUGACCAGGCACUGGAGAUCGUGCCGGGAAUAGGUCUCUGGCAUGUGCAUGGCCACCAAGACAGCUGCUAUGUACGAUAUGCCUCCAAUUUCAUCACCGGUGCCGCACAAAUUGACGGCGAGAUCAUGGAGACAUUGUGGGCACCGUUAAAUAUCAUCUCUCCUUCGGCGAGGGGAAUGGGGACACCGCACCGGAAGGAGUGCUUGGACUAUCAAAUGAACGACUGCAAUUUCAUGAAGAUGAUCAGGAUGAGUGGGCAAGCUGUGAAAGGAGUCGCUGAGAGCACCGCCGCGUUCCAGAAGCUAAAUACAAGCGCCAAUGCGGCAAAAGUGAUAGAGUGGGAAGAACAGGAAAGAGUUGCACAGCAAUGCCGCACCGUUGAUUCAAAGGCCAUGGACAUAUAUGAGGUCCAACUCCGCAGAGCGCCGACACGAAAGGAACAGGAACUGCAGUUGUUGGAGGCCAAUGGUCGGUGUCCUGGUCCGGCGCGCCAGCGAGGAGCGGCGACAUGGUUGGCAGAGGGCCUGUCAAUUGAGGAGGUACAGCUGACACUCCUAAUAGAUCUCAGGAGAUUGGGGCGGCAUCCAACUGAAAGCCAGCGGUUGGAUAUUGCUCGCCGAAGAGAGAGACUCCAGGGAGACAUCGAUCGGUGGUUGGCACAGGGACUCAGGUUCAUCGGCGACAGGAUAGGAGACGGCGACAUCGAGGUGAUGGAGAACGAGCUGCUCAUGCUUGAUGAAGACCAAAUUGAUGAGACGGCAGAUGAAUUCAGACUAUUCGAGCCUGAAAAGAUGGUCUUGCCUAUGCCAUCCAUCCUUGGCCCAAAAAGGUGCGCCGAACUUGGUGCCGCAGAGCUGAUUCAACACGAACUGGCACUUCGGGAGGGACAGGCCAAUGAUGCCCUGCACAAUAUCAGAGUGCACUUGGCAGACAAGGCCGUCAUUUUCAGGACCACCGUCAGAACAGCAAAGUCUCAAGCCAUGUCUACCAGAGCAUGGGCUCAAGUUCAUUCAGUGGACCGGGCGGUGAGUAUCAAUGCAAGCAUUUACUCAAAGUGCCGCACACAGUUGGCUAACCUCGGCGCCAACGAUGAAUUGCUGGAGAGAUAUCGCCCGCUGGUCAAGGAGCAUCUCAAGGUUAGCACGGCCGUAGCUGAUCCAAAUGCAAGAGGACAGAGAAACAACACAUUGGCCUGGUUCUGGUCAAUGGAUGUGGAGGGGGAUUCUCAUAACAGUGAUUGGCUCAAUGAAUUUUACCGUGUGCACUGGCUUCGUGCCAAGGCAUUAAAAGACCAGUGGGAAGAAGAGCACCUUCUAGUGCAGCAUGAGAUGAAUUGGACAUGCGAUUUCUUUAUGCAUAAAGCAGAGGAGUGGAUACGGUUGGGCAACCUCGCCAAGAACAAGGUUGGACACCUUGCCUAUGCGGCGCGGCAGUGCAAAAUGUAUCAAUGUUUAUGUCAGGAUGCCAGUUACCACCACACUCCUGCCACCGCCGCACUCCUGUCACUGCUGCACUCUUGCCACCGCCGCACCAUAGGUCUGCCGCCGGCCUGCAUUGUUAAAAUCCAUUGUGAAGAGGUUGUAUUUCACUUGAAUGGUCAUUGGGGGCACUUAGUAGUCCCAUUACAACUACAUACUAACUAUGCAUGGCUUACCCUCCCUCCUUCUUCAAGUACUUCACCAGCCGCUCUGUUGCGGUGA